AUUUCCCAGUGGCUUAACAUGAUCCGUUUCCGAUCGUUCAUCGUGUAAAUACAUCGUUUCAUGACAUGUUCCUCACUGGAAAAAUGCGGCCGGAGCCAUAAGUACGAUGGGAUUUGAGUGCAUAGUCCAUAACCAUUUCCUAUCACUAUGGCCUCUGUACAACCCGCUCCGAACCCCCAACAACUUUGUUCGUACUGCCAUCGUAAACCAAAGUUCAACAACUUCGAAUAUUGCGGAAAGACCUGCGCCAAAGAAGCAAAGCAAGCCGCGAAUUCCAAUUUAUGCAACUACUGCCACCAGAAGCCCAAGUUCGCUAAUCACGAAUUUUGUGGAAAGAAAUGCGCAACUUCCGCUGCCGCCGUGACGCAGACGACUCCCAAGGCUUGCAACACAACCGGUGGAGCAACUACCGGGUCUUCGACGAAGGGGAAUCCGACUCCGCCUAUCAAGACAGCACCUAUCAGCUUGCCCGUGACGCUGCAGAGUGGUCAAGUCAUCGAUGUGGCUGAUCUUGCGCGCACUAUAAUCCAGCAGAUCCCUCAGCUCCAAGCGUUAGUUUCAGGUGGAAAUGGUCAGCCCGUCGAUGUUAACCAGAUUGCAUCCCAAUUGGCCAGUAUGCUUGCCCCGGGAUCGCAGACAGGCCCUACCGCCCCGGGCCAGACGAACGGUACUUCGCCGUCGUCGUCUUUUGUUGCAGCUAUAUCUCAACUACCGCCCAGCCCCACCGUCAUCUCACACUCUGUCAACUAUACUUUCUCAAGUCGUGGCCAAGAUGAAGACCCAGAGCUCGAGUCACUGAACAGCCCUACCGUCAUAGGCACACCCACGUUCCCCCAAGAGUCGCUUUGUAUCAUGUGCGGGAUGGAGCCUCAAACUUAUUAUGACUACUUUUGUGGAGAUGAAUGUAAGGACAACGCUUUGCACAAAUACGGCAAAUCUUCUACUUUCUAUACUUAAUGUUCACUACUCGCGGAGCAACGUCUUGUCAUAGAGUAAUCGAUAUAACCUUUUCCUUCUUUCUGUAUCUCUUUUGAGGCUUUGCAAGACGGUG
Desarmillaria tabescens is the source of this 1051-nucleotide messenger RNA. RefSeq lists its product as uncharacterized. The record is from RefSeq and is a predicted model, not a curated record. The transcript has 5 exons. Bases 148 to 957 code for a protein of 269 amino acids. Lineage: Eukaryota; Fungi; Basidiomycota; Agaricomycetes; Agaricales; Physalacriaceae.